GGUAUAUACCCUCAAAUACUGAGCAAGUAGAGAGGAGUGCGCAUAGCAGGAGAGGGAAGUUGAAGUUGCUACGUGCGAGUCACGGUAUGCAUGCCAUGUAGGGUCAGACCAGGCACGUAAACUUCAGCCGGAUGUGUCGGCAGACUAAUGUUGCACGUCCAUUGUAGACCGUCUGCACAUGUUCAGCAUGUUCUUUCAUCUGCAACAUCAACUCGCGGGCACCGUCAGACAUCACCCUGGACCCUGUGUCGCGGAUAUACUUCCUGGAGGAAUUGGAGUGUUCAAUGCCAACAUGCCGAGGGAGCAACAUACCACGCUCCAUUGUCCUCCACGCGAACUUGCUGAGGAAAGUUUGCAAAUCACAAACUUAACUCAACACAACGCCUGCUGCUGCUGUUGUUGUCCGAUCUCGAAUUUAACGAGGCUUCACUUCAUCUUGUAUAGCUAACUG
Messenger RNA from Baudoinia panamericana UAMH 10762, 451 nucleotides. RefSeq lists its product as uncharacterized. The transcript has 2 exons. Lineage: Eukaryota; Fungi; Ascomycota; Dothideomycetes; Mycosphaerellales; Teratosphaeriaceae. Bases 179 to 448 code for a protein of 89 amino acids. The record is from RefSeq and is a predicted model, not a curated record.